Messenger RNA from Varanus komodoensis (Komodo dragon), 1508 nucleotides. It is a transcript of the gene SAP18, whose product is annotated as Sin3A associated protein 18. The record is from RefSeq and is a predicted model, not a curated record. Gene Ontology annotation, biological process: negative regulation of DNA-templated transcription. The coding region runs from base 216 to 677 and encodes 153 amino acids. Gene Ontology annotation, molecular function: transcription factor binding; transcription corepressor activity. Gene Ontology annotation, cellular component: nucleus. The transcript has 4 exons. Lineage: Eukaryota; Metazoa; Chordata; Lepidosauria; Squamata; Varanidae.
CAUCUUGCUCUGUGGAGUACGAAGAGGCGGGAGCGGUAAUUUUGGCCUCUCGAUCAGUUUCUGAGAAAGAAGAGAAAGGAAGAGGUGAACGUGUUAGGACUAAAAGCGGGUAGAGACGCUGGUAGUCUCAUUCCUCUGCUCUGGAGUUCUGGUUCUUUUCUCAAACCGAUUCGCAGGAUUGAAUUUCACGGCUGUUGAGUUGAGGCGGCGGCAAGAUGGCGGUGGAGUCUCGCGUUACUCAGGAGGAGAUUAAGAAAGAGCCCGAAAAGCCUAUCGAUCGUGAGAAGACCUGCCCUCUCUUGCUGAGGGUUUUCACUACCAACAAUGGGCGCCAUCAUCGAAUGGAUGAGUUUGCCCGUGGAAAUGUGCCUUCCAGCGAGCUGCAGAUCUAUACCUGGAUGGAUGCAACUCUGAAAGAACUGACCAGUUUAGUUAAAGAAGUCUAUCCAGAAGCAAGGAAGAAGGGCACACAUUUCAACUUUGCAAUAGUUUUCACAGAUCUUAAAAGGCCUGGUUACAGGGUGAAAGAGAUUGGCAGUACAAUGUCAGGCAGAAAGGGCACAGAUGAUUCUAUGACUCUGCAGUCACAAAAGUUUCAAAUAGGGGAUUACCUUGACAUUGCAAUUACUCCUCCAAAUCGAGCACCACCUCCAUCAGGUCGCAUGAGACCAUAUUAAUUUUUUGCUUUCUUCCAAGGACCACACCAUCUGCAUUGUCAUGUUGAUUAGAAAAGCCUCCUUUUAAAAUUGUAAAAUGAGAAUACUAGAAAGUUCACUAAGGAUGUAAAGCUAUGGCUUCCUGAUAUAAGGGGAGGCCAUAAAAUCAUUUGGAGUCUCAUCUCUGAAGUCCUGUGACACUGGUGCUGUGAUUCUGAAUGCCAAGCCCUGGCACUACCCCUCUUGAAGAUGGUACAGAAAGGACAGUACCAGCUGCCUCUCUGAGUUUACAAAGUCUUGCAGAGGGAGGGGCAUGGUGGGUGGGGAAGAGUCUGGGGUUGGCCAUGGAGUUUCCAAAAUGGCACCCCAGUCUCUUUCCUCUGUGGUGCUUCAUCUGUACAGUUGAAAAUGGCAGUCUAAAUGAAAUGCAGAAUGGGAGCAUGGCAUUGAAAAUUGCUGCAGCUACACUAUGUUGUGUAUUGGAAGCAUAUAAGCCUCUACAAUUUGGAGACUUAGAAGCAUUUCAAGGGUGGGGGUGACAAAAUCCCUAGUUCAGAGAAGUACUGAAAUUGUUUUUUAAAUGAUGUUACUGGUUUAUUGUUUAGAAGAGUGCUUGCUAGCAGUUAAGAGUUAUUUCUUUAGUUAGCUGAAAAUGGGACUGCCCAGUGUUUCCAGUGUGUUUAAAGCCUGGCCAUAAUAACAAGUAGUCUUUUGCAUUGUUGAAACCUUUUAUGGAGCAAAUGUAUUAAGACCAACCAUUAAUGUAUGUGGCAAGACUAAACCAAGGUAGUAUACUUAUUUCAUUAGAAUAUUGUUGAGAUUUAUUAUGAAAUAAAUCAAAAUGUAAAUGAA